UCAUGUCGUCGGUGAGGCUGGAAGGCGAAUUGCUCGCGCGGGAUGAUUGGUGAGGUGUUCCACUGACCGCGCCCUCUUUUCGCGUCCAUAACCGCUACGUUACCGGGAGAACGCGCAUAGAGCGGCAGAUCUGCUGUGGCGUUUCAUGCAGGUUGAGCGGCUUGACGCGCUCACGCGGCCGUCGACUGUACGGCAGUGAAAGGGGAGGGCAAACGCAGCAUUUCGCGUCUCUGGACUAUACAAAAGACAAACGAACAAUUUACAGUGAGAAGUGGGGAUAAAGCGCGCUCACUUUCAGCCACAAACACAGAGGCCUGGUCAGAGGAUUUCUGGUGGUGACGUCUUGCCGGUGGAAUGCAGAUGCACUUCUCUAAGGGGAGCUGAGGUUUGCUGUGGAAAGAAAUCAUGUAUUUGACCUACUACCCACAAAACGAAAAUUACAACCGCAGCAGUAAUCCUACUUUCACCAGAGGGUGAGAUGCAUAAAUCGGUCUUUUAACAUGUCGAGUCAACUAGAUUUUUAGGGCAGUUUUAGAUUUCAAAGCACUAAGUACCGUGUGAGUUUUUUUUUUUUCUUACAUGGUCUUUCAGAAGUGUUCCUCAAUGGAGAUACUCAGAAGAGAAUCAAGAUGGAGAAUCUAGUGAAAAGAAACUCUUAAAUAUUGUUAUUGCUUUUUAGAAAACUGGGACCUUACCAAUUCUGCAGUGCUAUUUUGGAAAAGGCCAGAUAUAUUAAUACGCUAGACUGGGAAUAAAUCUCUCCUCUGCAGUGGAUUAAGAGAAACGGAACAUUAGAAAAGGAGGAUUAGGAGCACACUUGGAAGAUGAUGACACGGAAGUGGAGGUGCGGCGCGAAGUUCUCGCGGGCCUCCUUUUGGCUGGGGCUCAUGGUGGCCAUAGCUAUCACUGCAGCUCUGGAGUUUGAUGGUCUGCCGGGUCAGUGGGUUCGCUACGGACCCUGGGAGGCGGGAGCCACCGGAGAGCUGAGCUUCACCAUGAAGACGAACAUCAGCAAAGCUGUAGUGCUGUACCUGGAUGAUGGCGGCAACUGUGACUUCCUGGAGCUCCUGAUCAACGAUGGCCGUCUGCAGUUGCGCUUCGCCAUCCACUGCGGCGAGCCGGCCUCGUUGCACAUGGAGACGCACAUCAACGACGAACGCUGGCAUCGCGUACUGCUCACGAGGAAUUACCGUGAGACCAUGCUGGCGAUGGAUGGGGAGAGCAAAGUGGUGGAGGUGAAGUCCAAGCGAAGGGAAAUGAUGGUGGCCAGCGACUUGUACGUGGGUGGGAUCCCACCGGACGUACGUCUCUCGGCCCUCACCUCCAGCACGGUCAAAUACGAGCCGCCUUUCCGAGGCCUGAUCGCCAACUUGAAGUUAGGAGAGACUCCUCCCGCUCUCCUGGACAGUCAGGGCGUGAAGAACGAUCUGGAAUACCUGUGUACCGAACAAAACCCCUGCAGCAACGGAGGACGCUGCUCCAUUCAUGACAGUGAGGUGCUGUGCGAUUGCUCCAAUACUGGCUACAAAGGGAAAUACUGCACUGAAGCUCUCCAGCAAGUUUUAGGAGGUCUGGCGCACCUGACGUUAAAGAGCCAAGCCCCAGGAGCAGCUCCUCUGAUGGCCACUCCUGCAGCAGGUGAUCCAGAAUCAGGCCAAGUGGAGUCAGUGGCCACGUUCAAGGGUAAUGAGUUCUUCAGCUACGACCUGUCCCAAAAGCCCAUCCAGAGCAGCACAGAUGAAAUCACCCUGUCCUUCCGAACGCUGCAGCGGAAUGGCCUCCUGCUCCACACCGGCAAGUCUGCCGACUAUGUCAACAUGUCUCUGAAAAGUGGGGCCGUGUGCCUGGUCAUCAACCUGGGCUCCGGUGCCUUUGAGGCUCUGGUGGAGCCGUCCGACGGCAAGUUCAACGACAAUGCCUGGCAUGCAGUCCGUGUGUCCCGCAACCUACGUCAGCGCGCAGGGGUUGGACUCCCUACGGUGACGAUAUCGGUGGACGGCCUGCUGACAACCACUGGCUACACCCAGGAGGACUACACCAUGCUGGGUUCAGAUGAUUUCUUCUAUGUGGGCGGCAGUCCAAAUACCGCAGAUCUGCCCGGCUCCCCUGUGAGCAACAACUUCAUGGGCUGCCUUAAAGAUGUGGUCUACAGCAAUAAUGAGUUCAGACUGGAGCUCUCCCGCCUGGCUGAAUUGCGCGACCCCAGGGUCACCAUCCACGGUGACCUGACCUUCCGCUGCGAGGAUGUCGCCGCAUUAGACCCCGUCAGUUUCGACACGCCGACUGCUUAUGUAACCCUUCCGCACUGGAACGCAAAGAAAGCCGGUUCCGUGUCCUUCGACUUCCGAACCACCGAACCCAACGGCCUCCUGCUGUUCAGCCACGGGCGGCCACAGAGUUCCAAAGAUCACAGACCGAAGGUGGACUUCUUCGUCAUGGAGCUGCUUGAAGGUUUCCUCUACCUGCUCAUGGACAUGGGCUCCGGGAGCAUCAAGAUGAAAGUCGGGAACAAAAAGGUCAAUGACGGAGAAUGGUGCCACGUGGAUUUCCAGAGAGAGGGCAGGAAAGGCUCUAUCUCCGUCAAUGGCCGCAGCAUGCCGUUCUCCACCAACGAGGGCAGUGAGAUUCUGGAUCUCGAUGGUGAAAUGUUUCUGGGGGGUCUGCCGGAGGACAGCGGCAGUCUUCCUCUCCCCCCAGAGGUGUGGACCGCCCGCCUCAGGCUGGGCUUUGUGGGUUGCGUGCGGGAUCUCUUUAUAGAUGGGCGCAGCAAGGACCUGCGGCGGUUGGCGGAGCUUCAGAGCGCUCCAGGUGUCAGCAGCUUCUGUACGAGAGAGACCCAUCGGAGGUGCAGCUCUGAGCCCUGUUCCCACGGAGGCCGCUGCCGCGAGGGCUGGAAUCGACAUGUCUGCGACUGCACUGGUACUGGAUAUCUGGGCCCCAACUGUGAGAUGGAGUCCGCAGUGCUGAGUUAUGACGGCAGCAUGUUUCUGAAGGUCCUGAUGCCUCACGCCGUUCACACUGAGGCUGAGGACGUGUCUCUGCGCUUCAUGUCGCAGAGGGCUUAUGGUCUGCUCAUGGCCACCACCUCCAAAGAGUCCGCCGACACCCUGCGCCUGGAGCUGGACGGGGGAAGGGUCAGACUCACCGUCAACCUAGAUUGUAUCGGGAUAGACUGUAACCUUAGUAAAGGACCGGAGACUCUGUUCGCAGGGCAUAAGCUGAAUGACAAUGAGUGGCACUCUGUGAAGGUGGUGCGCCGUGGGAAGAGCCUGCAACUCUCUGUUGACAAUGUGACCGUGGAGGGCCAGAUGAGCGGAGCACACACGCAGUUGGAGUUCCAUCACAUAGAGACGGGCAUCAUGACCGAGCGGCGCUUCAUCGCAGUCAUGCCUUCCAACUUCAUCGGCCACCUGCAGGGCCUCUCUUUCAAUGGCAUGCCGUACCUAGACCAGUGCAAGAAUGGUGACAUCUCCUACUGUGAGCUCAAUGCCCGCUUCGGCAUGCGCCGCAUCGUGGCAGAUCCCGUCAGCUUCCGGAAUCGAGCCAGCUAUGUGUCGCUGUCCACCCUGCAGGCUUACGCCUCCAUGCACCUCUUCUUCCAGUUCAAGACCACCAGUCCCGACGGUCUGAUGCUGUUUAACUCUGGAGACGGCAGUGACUUUAUCGUGAUCGAGCUUGUGAAGGGGUACAUCCAUUAUGUUUUUGACUUGGGCAAUGGGCGGUCCCACAUGAAGGGCAACUCCGACAAGCCGCUCAAUGACAACCAGUGGCACAACGUGAUGGUGUCCCGCGAUGACAGCAACGUGCACAUGCUCAAGAUCGACUCCCGCACGGUCACGCAGCACUCCAAUGGAGCCCGCAACCUGGACCUCAAAGGAGAGCUGUACAUUGGAGGUAUUGGGAAGAGCAUUUACAACAGUCUGCCCAAGCUCAUAGCAUCGCGGGAUGGCUAUCAGGGCUGCCUGGCCUCAGUUGACCUGAAUGGCAGGCUUCCUGACCUGAUCGCAGAUGCUUUGCACCGUGUGGGGCAAGUAGAGCGAGGCUGUGAAGCCGGCCCUGGCACAACCUGCACCGAGGACUCCUGCUCCAAUCAGGGAGUGUGUCUGCAGCAGUGGGAGGGGUUUACCUGUGACUGCACCAUGACGACAUACGGAGGUCCCCUCUGCAGUGACCCUGGGACCACAUAUAUUUUUGGGAGAGGAGGAGCGCUCAUCACGUACACCUGGGCCCCCAAUGAUCGGCCAAGCACCAGGGCGGACCGUUUGGCCGUGGGCUUCAGCACCCAGCAGAGUGAUGCCAUCCUGGUGCAGGUGGAGAGCAGCCAGGGCCUCGGAGACUACCUGCAGUUGCACAUUGAACAAGGGAAGGUCAGUGUGAUCUUCAAUGUGGGCACAGAUGACAUCACCAUAGAUGAGCCUGCGGUCACCGUGAACGACGGCAAGUACCACGUGGUUCGCUUUACGCGUAGUGGUGGCAACGCCACCCUCCAAGUGAACAACCAGCCCGUCAUCGAGCGCUUCCCAACAGGGAACAUUGAUAAUGAACGGCUUGCUAUAGCCAGGCAAAGAAUUCCAUACAGACUUGGUCGGGUAGUUGACGAGUGGCUACUCGACAAAGGUCGACAGUUGACUAUCUUCAACAGCCAGGCGGCCAUAAAGGUGGGAGGUCAGGAUAAGGGACGGCCGUUCCAGGGCCAGAUCUCAGGCCUGUACUACAACGGGCUGCAAGUUCUAAAACUGGCCGCCGAGGGGGAUCCGAACGUGCAGGUGACAGGAAACCUGCGUUUGGUUGGGGACGCACCCUCCGUCCUGUCCACAGAGACCACCUCGGCCACCCCUCCAGCUGCGGCGGAUAUGUCCACCACCAUAAUGGAGACCACCACCACCAUGGCCACUACCACCACCCGUAGACAGCGCUCUCCUAGCCUGAAGGACAGUAUUGCACAGAACUCAGAUGACCUGCUGGUGGCAUCAGCCGAAUGUCCCAGUGAUGAUGAGGAUCUGGAGGAGUGUGAGCCGGGCACUGGAGGUGAACUUGUGUUGCCUAUAAUUACUGUGGACACCCAAGACCCCCUUCCCAUAGCCACCCGUUACCCCGCCAUCCCUGCCCCCCCCACAUCCCUGACCCCUCUCCAAACCACCAAAGAGUCCCUCGUUCUGUCCGACCUCCGCCCGCCAUGCCCUCCAGACCAGGAGGACUGCGGCGACCCCAUGGAGGUAUCGGCCUUCGGCUCCGGAGAGAUGACGGAGUCCGAUGACGAGGACUUUUACAAAAACUCCCCCAUGGUCACAGACAGGACGGUCCUACCGCCGCCCCCUGCCGUGGGCAAGAGCGGAGGCCAGAGCCCAGGUGACCACCGUCCUCCAGUCCCCGGCCCCACCACACACCCCAACCAGCUCCACAUCCCCGCAGGCAAAAUGAAUACCCGUGACCAGGUGCUCCUACCGCCCGCCCCGUCCUCCCGUCACACUCCAGGGUUAACCUACCCACCUGGUUUCCCCCAUGUGCCCACAGCUCACCCCACCGACCUGAUGGAGAAGGGCCACCCGGGCGCCGUGGAGGUAAUCAGGGAGUCCAGCAGCACCACAGGCAUGGUGGUCGGCAUCGUGGCGGCUGCUGCCCUCUGCAUCCUCAUCCUCCUUUACGCCAUGUACAAGUACCGCAACCGGGACGAAGGUUCUUAUCAGGUGGACCAGAACCGCAAUUCAGGAUCCGAAAGCAACGGCGCCGUAGUCAAAGAGAAGACGCCGAGCACAACCGCCGCCGUCGCAAAGACGACCGCCAAGGGCAAGAAAAAUAAAGACAAGGAGUAUUACGUCUGAGAGAGACAGAGGAGGAGGUUCACAGACAGGAAGUGUGCUGAGGAUUUUAAAACUUCAAAUCACCUCCUCUGCAUCCUCAAACAUUUAAGCCACACAAUCUUCUGUUUACUUCUCCAAACGUUUUUCUGCCAACCGAAAGAUACGGACGUAGGGAAUGAGGAGGAAGGAACACUGACCGAUAGAUCCUCCUUUCGUUUCUGUCUUGCGAAGUCAUUGUUUUAUGUAAUUUUAUCUCUAUCAUGUCUAAAGAAAAUCUUCCAUUACAUUCCAAAUGAUGUAAUGCCCUCUUUGCAAUUAAAAAUUUAUGUUUUGUGGGCCUCUAUGGGAGAGUAACCAACACCAUGGACAGGGAGAGAAAACCCACCGGUUUAACAGAUGUAUCCACACACGAGCUUUUGGUGCUAUUCCUGAACGUUUGUUUAAUAUUAUCUUCACAGAGCUAUGAAAUUGAGAUCUUCUACGAGGCGGUCGUUGGCCCUUGUUGUAAUAAUUCAUGAAGAACAGAAGCGAUUGUGUUAGUUAUUUGCACGAGACAAGCAGAUGCUCCCAUCAGUUCUUGUGGAGAUGUUAAAUCUGACACCUUUUUCGUGUUCAGUUGGAAAGGCGGUGGAUAGCAUCGCAUUUUCUGACUGAGCCUGAAAAACCCGGAGAGUCUGAAUUCGUUUACACUCUGGUAUCUUUUGUCAGUGUAGAAAUUAGGAUUUAUCUGUCUCUGCCAUGAAACACAUGAUUCUAAUUCUUUCUUUGUUGUUUGUCCGCCAUGGUUUCAUAAACACGUUCUCGCUUAGAAUCGCAGAUCAGACGGUGAAGCCUGCUUUGACAGCAACACCUCCACUAGCAGCUCAGAAGGUUGUUAGAACUUUAAAAAGCCAGCGAAAGGCAUUCAGCAGGCAUCUUUCUCUCUCUCUCUCUCUCUCCAUGGUGCCGAAACAUUGUGAUCUGUUAGGCUACUAAUUGUGUUCCAUGCAUGAUGCAUUCACAUUCAGCUUUCCAUGAGAGUUUUUUUAUAUGAAUUACAUAAAGUUGAACUCUCAUCUCACCCGGAGGGAUUCAUAGCACCAUGGGCGAGCACGACGCGGACAAAAGAGACCUCAGAAAGUGGGACUGUCCUGAACUGAACAUCAGCUUGGACAAAAGAUGUUGUAUCUAUGUAAAUACAGGACAUUGCUGAAAACGCUUCAGGAGACAGGUUUGUGUGUAUCGAGCAUACGGUACGUAUGCGUGUGUGUGCUUGUGUGUGUGUGAGUGUUUGUCCUCGUUCGUCCUCCGGCAUGAGAAAGAUAUACGCAAGACUACGAGAACCCUUUCUCUUGCCUCCUAUAUUCUCUAUGGUGUGAAACUACAGCCCAAUACCCAUCCGAAUGAGACUACAGACAGUGAAACAAACAGGAUAAAGAGAACGGAGGCGAAAUCAUAUUUUCAGAACUGUGUGGCAUCUCUUUUAGGAGGGGAAAAAAGGAACUCGUUCUCAUCGGGAUGCCAGCUCACCACCUCCCAAACCUAAGAAAGUGAAAAGAAGCGAACUGACAAGGCUUUUAUGGAUAAAGCAGCACAACCUUGUGUCCAGACUUUUGUAUCUAAUGACACCUCCUGGAAAGGAGGAAAAAAGGAAGAAAAAAAAACUGUAUACCGUCUAGAUAUUUCUCACACUUGAAAAUAUGUUUUUCCUGAAUUGACGUUCCUUGUUAUUACAAAGAGGUUUUUGUUUAGUCCUUUCUCUGCAAAUGAAAAAAAAAUGUUAUUCACAAUAUAUAUUACUUCAGUAACACGAAGUGAUUUUCAAAUGUGAAAUUCUGGGGGAAAAAAUAAUAAUAAUGUUUUGGGAUUUUAUUGAAUUUGGUAAAAGAUGAAGCAUUACACCUAGCCAUACCUCCAUUUUACAUUUGGGUUUUUUGUUACGUCAUUGACAGGGCUUUUUCUGUUUGUGUUUUUGUUUUGUUUGUUCUUUUAAGAUAUAAUUGUCAUUUACCUAUGCUGGUCAAAGUAUAUUCCCGUUCUUAAUGUAAUUGUAAAGUGUUACUGUGAGAUGAAAUCUAAAUAUGUGUACAUUGACAGAGGGAAAAAUACACUUGGUUCUAUACU
Molecule: messenger RNA, 7904 nt
Organism: Sinocyclocheilus rhinocerous
Lineage: Eukaryota; Metazoa; Chordata; Actinopteri; Cypriniformes; Cyprinidae
Product: neurexin-1-like
Exons: 24
Coding region: 825-5822 (1665 amino acids)
Source: RefSeq, a predicted model, not a curated record